Messenger RNA from Colletotrichum chrysophilum, 1362 nucleotides. RefSeq lists its product as uncharacterized. The record is from RefSeq and is a predicted model, not a curated record. Gene Ontology annotation, biological process: transmembrane transport. NCBI's taxonomy places the organism in Eukaryota, Fungi, Ascomycota, Sordariomycetes, Glomerellales, Glomerellaceae. The coding region runs from base 1 to 1362 and encodes 453 amino acids. The transcript has 3 exons. Gene Ontology annotation, molecular function: transmembrane transporter activity. Gene Ontology annotation, cellular component: membrane.
AUGCCUACCGCCGACACCGUUCCGAGGAAGAAGUGGUGGAAGAUUCAAUGGUACUCUGACGAUGACACGCCCGAGGAGCGCAAGCUCAUUGUCAAGCUUGACAUGAUUGUUGUUCCUUAUGCGGUCUUAAGCUACUGGGUCAAGUACAUCGAUCAGGCGAACCUGAACAAUGCCUAUGUUGGAGGCAUGAAAGAGGAGCUCGGGUUCCAAGGCAACGAGUUGGUUGAGCUACAGACCAUGUACACCGUCGGCGCUGUUGUCGGCAUGGUGCCUUUCAUGUUUCUCUUCACCUACGUUCCUAUGUACUGGACGAUUCCGGCGAUGGACAUUCUGUGGGGUCUUUUUACGCUUCUCCAAUACCGUGGACAGACCUUUGGAGAAAUGGCUGCUUACAGAUUCAUGGUUGGCUUCUUCGAGGCUGCAUUCUUCCCGGCUAUGCAUUAUGUCUUUGGCUCGUGGUACCGCGGCCAUGAAAUCGCUCGCAGGGGUGGCAUAUUCUACACAGGACUCAAUCUCGGAACACUAACGGCUGGCUUGAUCGCCGCCGGCGCAACGCGUCGCUUGGAAGGCGUCCAUGGCAUGGCUGGGUGGCGGUGGAUGUACAUCAUCUGCGCCAUCAUCACCAUUCCCGUGGGAAUCCUCGGCUAUUUUCUCCUCCCCGGCACCGUCGACCAGCCGAAUCGCUGGGUUUUGAACGACCAUGAUAUCAAGGUGGCUAAGGCCCGACUCGAAAGAGGUGGCCAUGUUACGCGUGGCAAGUUCAAGCUGGGGCACAUCAAAAAGAUCUUCCUCAGCCCGCAAUUCUGGACCGUCGUCCUCGUCGAUGUGCUGUUUUGGAAUGCCGGUAUUCACAAGAGCACUGGCAGCUUCCUUCUGUGGAUCAAGAGCUUGGGCCGCUACACCUCGGCAGAAGUCAAUGAGAUGGGGACUAUCGCUCCUGCCCUUGGCAUCCUUUACAACAUCGUGGCAUGCUUCCUGUCUGAUCUGGUGCUGGGGCCGGCGUGGGCUAUUACGUUCUCAUCGUUGUGGAACGUCACGGGGCUGAUAAUCUUGGUCAUUUGGGAUGCGCCCGAAAGCGCUAAAUGGUUUGCGUUCGCCACAAUGUAUUGGUCCAACGCACUUUCCAGUGUGUUACACGGCUGGGUCAACACCAUCCUCCGAGACUCUCCCGAACAGCGGUCUUUCACGCUCGUGAUGAUUACCAUCAUCGCACAGUCUUCAACUGCUUGGACGCCUCUUCUUACCUUCCCUACCGUUGAGUCCCCACGAUACCCAAAGGGUUUCUCGUUCUGUCUGGGGUGCGCCAUAUCACUCAUCAUCGCCACCCACAUUUUGGACGUUUACAUCAAACGCAAAGAGUGA